AUGUCUGGAAAUACAAAUUCGGAUAUUCUGAUUGCCGGCGCCAUCGCAGCCUUCACAGUCGACCUCCUCGUGUACCCGCUCGACACACUCAAAACACGGCUGCAAUCACCCGACUACGCGCGGGUAUACACACAUGCGGCGACGGGCAAGCCGAAUAGCGCGCUGUUCCGGGGCGUGUACCAGGGGCUGGGCAGUGUGAUUGUCGCGACGUUGCCGGCAUCAGGAGCCUUUUUCACGACAUACGAGCACUCCAAAGCCAUCUUGACACGCCUCAGCACGACAACAUGUUCCAAUGGAACCAGUACGACUGUCGUCCCAACACCUCUAGUCCACGCGGCCGCCUCGUCACUCGCAGAACUCGUAUCCUGUGCGCUUCUCACGCCGGCAGAAGUAAUAAAGCAGAAUGCGCAAAUGGUCUCGUCCUCAACAUCGCCCAACGCGACACUAAGCACGCUCUCGCGCUUCCGGUCGCAGCCGCUCGCGCUGUGGCGCGGCUACACGGCGCUGGCAGGGCGCAACCUCCCGUUUACAGGGCUCCAGUUUCCGCUGUUCGAGCGGCUCAAGCAGGGCAUCAAGCGGUACCGCGAUGAGCGGGGGCUUACGCGCGGGACGGUGGUGGAGAGCGGGUUGGUUACGGCGGGGAGUGCGGGGAGUGCUGGGGCGGUGGCGGCGGUGUUGACGACGCCGGUGGAUGUGGUCAAGACGAGGAUUAUGUUGGCUGCUGCUGGGGAGGCGUCGUCGUCGUCGUCGUCUUCAUCAUCACCGUCAUCGUCUUCUGGUUCUUCUUCAACAGCAUCAAAGCAAGGACCCAAGUCCGGCCUUGUAAAUGCCGUGGGAAACUCAGCAGCGAGAAGAAGUGGUCGGAAAAGUAGCUGGGAAGUUGGCCAGGAAAUCGUAGCUGAAAAGGGAUUCAAGGGGCUAUGGAGAGGCGGUGCAUUGAGGGGUAUCUGGACGUUUAUAGGCGCAGGCUUGUAUCUGGGAGCGUAUGAGACUGGGAGAGUGUAUUUGGCUCGGCGUCGAGGGGAAACAGUGAAUGAAGACGAAUUACUCUAG
This is a messenger RNA of Exserohilum turcica Et28A, 1053 nucleotides long. RefSeq lists its product as uncharacterized. The record is from RefSeq and is a predicted model, not a curated record. Gene Ontology annotation, cellular component: mitochondrial inner membrane. Gene Ontology annotation, molecular function: S-adenosyl-L-methionine transmembrane transporter activity. The transcript has 3 exons. Bases 1 to 1053 code for a protein of 350 amino acids. NCBI's taxonomy places the organism in Eukaryota, Fungi, Ascomycota, Dothideomycetes, Pleosporales, Pleosporaceae.